AUGCGCCCAGUCUCGCAGUCUUCUGCUGUGACGACCUCUUCGGUUGUGAGUUUCGAGCAUUUUCUCAGUGAAACUAUUCCUGAUUCUGAAUUGGAUUCGAUUCUUUCGAGACUAGGUGUUGCUCAGCAGUGCAUGGACAUUGUCGUCUGUCAGCUUCUUUUUGAAAAAGACGGAGAAUGGGAAAUUCAAGCUCAAGGAGCACUGAUGCUUCUCAAAGACCACAAACGAAAGUCGUAUUUUCUCAUUUUGUCGUCGUCAUCUGGCGAAGUUUUGUGGACGCAGGAGAUUUACCACCGAUGCAACUUUAGCCCUGUUGGGCCAUUCAUUCAGUUUUCUGGUGAUGAGUGUCAAGUUGGGCUUAAUUUUUCAGACGAGGAAGAGGCCAUUCGUUUUGGUAACAAAAUGGUGAAACGGUCCCAUGCAAAACGAAGGACCAAGAAGCGAAAGAGUCGCAGUAGGUCCAAACGGUUCAAUGAAACAGUGCCCGAGAUUGACGAAAGUACGGAAAGAAAGAUCUCUCUUGGAGAAACCCAGAAACCGGAAAAGCCCAAGAUGCAAGAGACUGAGAGUAUCAAUGAUGAAGAUGACAGUAUGAAGCAGGAAACAUCAGUCGUUGCCCUUUACGAGGCUCAAAAAGGCGUUGCUGUGUUCAAAGAGUCAGGCGAAAAGAAAAAGAAGAGGAAAGGUUUCUUCAGGGGAAAGUCUAAAUCGAAGUCAAAGUCGAAAAGAAAACAUCGUGGAAGAUUAAAGCUGGACAUUAGUGCCCCUACUGAUAUGAGAAGAACGGCUGGCUUGGCGAUGAAUCCGAACACUGGAAGAAUGGAACUGUCCUGCGAAGAUGAAAAAAUGGCGCAAAUUCUUAUUAAUAUGGGCAUCGUUGGAGAUGAUCAUGAAGCUAUGACUCUUUUGAAAAACAAACGAAAAAGAUCGAGAAUUGAUUCGGCUAUCGAAGAAAGCGGUGGAAUCGAAAAAGUUCUGAUGGCAACACAGCAGCUCCCGCAGACCCCUCCAAUUCUUGAAGAAGAGAAGGGACGCCUUGUCAUUUCAGGUCCAGUCGCUGGAAGUGUGACGAAAAAUGGCAGGGCGUUCAAAUAUGAACAGCCAAUUGAUAUUCAGAAAAAGAAAGUAGUGAAAUCGAAAAGCCCCGGAUUAAUAAAGAAGGUCUUUUCCAGGCAAAAAAGUAAGACCCGUGCACCGGCACCACCAAAAUGCACUGUGCCACCUCCACCCCCUCCGCCAGCACCGUCAGCUGCUCCGCCACCUCCAGCGAUUCCAUCAAAGCCAGCACCAACCGAGGAAAAGCCGACACUUCUCCGUGAGCUUGAAAGCUCGCAGUUGAAUUUGAUCCAAAUGAUUCAAGAAGGUCCGCAGCUCCGUCACGUGAGCGUCACCGACAGAGCUCCUCCUCCACUGAGUCCACGCUCUAAAGUCAUGAAAAAUCUCCUGGAGAAUCCAAAAUCAAAUCUGAAGCAUGUCCCGACCCCGCCUCCGAAACAGGCUCCAGUUUUCGGGGACUACUUUCUCUCGUCGCUAGAAAAGCAGCUUCAAGAGAUCAAAAGAAUGACCCACUCCGAUAGCGAGUAUGAAAAUGAAAAUGAGCAAGAUGAUGCUUGGGAUGAGGAAAUUUUCUUUUAA
Oikopleura dioica is the source of this 1635-nucleotide messenger RNA. Lineage: Eukaryota; Metazoa; Chordata; Appendicularia; Copelata; Oikopleuridae. The record is from the annotation of a GenBank genome assembly.